UAGGACACAUUCCGACGGCCACUGAACGCAGCGCAGCCUCUGCAGAUGGCGGGAGUUUUAAUUACGUUUCACACAGCUAGCUAUCAAUAAUCACAUCUGAAAGAACUGUGAGAUAACCAAAGAGCAAUGAAUCAUAUACGAAAUAUAAAGGAAAUGCUAAAUAUCCCAACUGGAAGCAGAAAUGCAUCUACCAGUGGUUUCUCCAGUUUGUCAGACUCUCAGAUCUUCUUUGAGUCUCAGUUUUGGCAUGAAAAUUCUCAGAGCGCAUCUCAGGAUAUGAGUUUGUCCUCCAGAACUUCCCAGCAAAGUUCACAAGAGGGGAGUGACCCAAAGUUUUCAAGCAGUUAUCACACUAAGCCUCUUCUCCUUGGAGACUUGAAGGAUAAAACCAGAACUUCAGGAAUACUGGAUAAAUUUGAAGAAGACAAGAAAAAGGCAAAAGAAAAAAAGGACAGUGAUCACUUAGCCAAAGAAUGCCAGCAUAUCAGAGAAACACUUAGCAAUAUUCAACAGCUGGUUGCUGGCACUGAGAGAAACGCAGCAGUGUGCCAAAUAGUUUCUGAAAAAAUUGACAGUUUCACAUCAACAUUGCAAAAUAAUUUGGACAAUCAUCAGGGCCACAUCUCCCAGCAGUUUAAGACUUUGGUAAAUAAUAUGGACUCCCAACAGGAUGUGAUGACACAACUUAAGGAAACAGUGCAAAAGAAUGGAGACACUGUAGCAGAGCUUGACUCACAUCUGCAAAACUUAAUAAGUAGUCUGGAGGGUCUGAAAGAGGAACAGGGAAGACAAGGACACAUGCUCGAAGAGGCCCUGAAGCUGCUCAGCGCCUUACUCUCAGAGCACUUGUCCAAACCCCGCUCUGAGGGAGUGAUGGAUAACACCAUGCAGACGUCACCAGCACCAGAGGAGUCAGUGUCCAGCAUCCUGCACAACAGCAAGCUUGAAGGCACACAGGUUACAUGUGCGUCAUACAACGCUGAACAACACCAGGUUGAAGUUCCCCGUCGUAAUCGCAGCCACCUAGCUGGAAAGCAGAAAUUUACUCAGAGACAAAGAAGGCCCAAAAAGAGACCCCUGGUUUUGUCACAGAGGAGUAAGGGUGCAGUCUCGGAUGAAAACCGUCAACCUCUCGUGAACAAACAGCAGAAACCUGAGAGCUGUGACAUGAGCACAGUGAGCAGCAAGGACAGUGUCAGUCCAGGCAGUCUGGUGCCACUUAACAAGGAGAGGAGAUCCAGUGAAACUGAAGGUUGUUUCAUCACGCCUCUGAGCUUCUGGUCUCAGGACAGCAGCAGCUCUCUGUGCCUCACAGAAAUAGACCCCAUCUUAGAGAAGCUGUCAGCAGAGCAGGGCUCCACUGUACAACCAGGAAGCUUGUGGCAGCUGUUUGAUUCUGAAUUAGACUUUUAAAGAAUAAUUAAAGGUGCCAAAA
Messenger RNA from Pundamilia nyererei, 1435 nucleotides. It is a transcript of the gene ccdc36, whose product is annotated as coiled-coil domain containing 36. The transcript is spliced from 8 exons. The coding region runs from base 127 to 1413 and encodes 428 amino acids. NCBI's taxonomy places the organism in Eukaryota, Metazoa, Chordata, Actinopteri, Cichliformes, Cichlidae. The record is from RefSeq and is a predicted model, not a curated record. Gene Ontology annotation, biological process: meiotic DNA double-strand break formation; DNA recombination; homologous chromosome pairing at meiosis. Gene Ontology annotation, cellular component: condensed nuclear chromosome.